Molecule: messenger RNA, 1104 nt
Organism: Lolium rigidum
Lineage: Eukaryota; Viridiplantae; Streptophyta; Magnoliopsida; Poales; Poaceae
Product: probable 6-phosphogluconolactonase 4, chloroplastic
Exons: 3
Coding region: 40-822 (260 amino acids)
Biological process (GO): carbohydrate metabolic process; pentose-phosphate shunt
Molecular function (GO): 6-phosphogluconolactonase activity
Source: RefSeq, a predicted model, not a curated record
UCCGGUCCCCUUCCCCGCCUCCUCUCCUCCGCCGCCGCGAUGGCCACCGACGGCGCCGCCCCCGCCGAUCCGAAGAAGAACGUGCUCACCUUCGACACCGAGGAGGACGUCGCGGUCGCGCUGGCCAAGUACACGGCGGAGCUGUCCGCGAAAUUCGCCGCCGAGAGGGGCGCCUUCACCGUCGUGCUCUCCGGCGGCACCCUCAUCGAGACCCUCAGGAAGCUGGCGGAGCCGCCGUACCUGGCGACGGUGGACUGGAGCAAGUGGCACGUGUUCUGGGUCGACGAGCGGGUCGUGCGCAAGGACCAUGUGGACAGCAACUACAAGCUCGCCGUUGAUGGGUUGCUCUCCAAGGUACCAAUUCCUACUGGUCAAGUGUAUGCUAUCAAUGAUGCCUUGUCUGCUGAGGGAGCAGCAGCUGACUAUGAAACUGUCCUGAAGCAGCUUGUUAAGGAUGGAGUUCUUGCAAUGUCAACAGCAACUGGGUUUCCCAGGUUUGAUCUCAUGCUUCUCGGCAUGGGCCCAGAUGGCCAUAUUGCUUCUCUCUUCCCAGGCCACCCUCUUCUUAACGAGAACCAGAAGUGGGUCACCCACAUCAUGGAUUCUCCAAAGCCGCCACCACAGAGGAUUACAUUUACAUUUCCGGUAAUCAAAUCGUCUGCAUAUGUUGCCAUGGUGGUAACUGGUCCGGGGGAAGCUGGCACUGUGAAGAAGGCGCUCUCAGAUGAGAAGACUUUUCCUUUGUUACCUGUUGAGAUGGCUAUCCUUCAGGAUGGAGAAUUCACCUGGUUCACUGACAAGGCGGCUGUGUCAAUGCUGUAGAACCAGCGAAUCCCAUGGUGAUCUAAGCUUUAAGCUCUUCACUUAAUAAAAAAAUCUAGGGGCCUGCAAUGUUGCACUCCGUUCCACCCUUGUGGAUCACCUGUAAGGGGGAACUUGAGCUUAUUGUUCAGAAUAAUGUGUUUCAGACACCCCUCAGCUUAGUAAAUAGCAUUGGCCAAGGCAUUGCCCAACGGGUGCUCAGGCCUUUUGCCAAACUUUUACUGUUAAAUGUUAUGGUCCCAUGAUUAAGAAUUGAAUGCUUGUGGCAUUCUGUUACUGUUA